UUUAUGAUUUGCUGAAGGUUGACAAUGAAUACCGCAGCCGAUGGAACAAUGAGCUGUACGAGCUGUACGGGGAGGUUGGUAUAGUUCAGCGAAGCAGUGAACAAUGGCUGCGGUGUCUUGGUCAUUGGCCCGAAUAGAUAAGAACAAUCCAGUUUUUAUAAGUUGUCGAUGCAGUACCCGUUGGUGGACAGAGGAAGAGGAAAACUUCCACUCCAUUGGAAAGACCAACUGGAGUCCUAGCUGUACUGGGUAUCAUAUUUCCAAUUGGAGCCAAGCAGCGAAAGGAAGGAAUGAAUGGUGGACUGUUGUUGUUAACUCGGCUACAAUUGCGUGGGCAGUGUCUAUGCCAGUAAAAGUAGAAGAGGAAGACGAAUCGAGCAUAUAUUGAAAGUCUGCAAAGAAAGGGCUUAAGGCUUUUUUUGGGGCUUCAAUGGUUCUUCAAUAGCUAUUUUUUAACCUUCUGAAAUAAUUUAUAUUGAAAUAUUUGAAUUAACUAACUAAGACUUUCGUCAGAUAUGAAGUAUAUAUAAUAUAAAAAUAUAAACAUACGUGUAUAUAUUAUUUUUGCACAGCGCUCUCAUUAACCGAGAGCUUAUUAGUGAUCUGCAUGGUGGUUAAGAAGCAUAUGCAGAAGAGCAUUUUCUUUAAUUUAAUGAGCGAAGAAAGAUUCUAACCACUCAACUCAACUCAGCGGAUUUUCCCAGCACUUUUCCGCCACAACCACUAUCUCGAGAGCUGAGAUGAUUUUUCGCGCUCGUGCAAGUGAUCGUUUUAGCGGACCGUUAGUUGUGUUCGUGCCGUGGUGUUGUUGAGAACGUUUUCCUUGUGCAUAUGUUCGUGCUGUCGCGUUGCGUUCUUGUGCGUUUUGAUCUCAAAAAGUGUCUCCAAAGAAAAUAAAAACUUAAAUUUAAUAAAAAAGUGAAUGUGAAUAAAUGUGUAAUCGAACGAACUGCAACAUCUUGUAAAGCAUCGAAGAAAUUCGUGAAUGAAAUAAUCAAUGUAAAACGAAAUUUGAAAGACAAAAACCAACACCAGCCACCAGGCUGACUAAAUCCACGGUACACAACACACACAUAAAUGCAUGAUCGCCUGCGAUUCAAACGCCGUUACGAAUCAUGAGUGAUGCCGGUGAGCCGGGCAAAGUGCCACCUUCCUCAGACGACAAACAGCAAAGUGAAACGCAGGACUCCACACGACGGCGGCCGCAAGCCGCAACAAGUGCUUUACCACCGCAACCACACGAACUGACGGCGGAAUGGACUGUGCGCGCACAAUUAACUUUCGCACGUGCCGGUGAGAAAGUGCAACGUGAAUUUAGCGCCAACGACCCGGUCAAUCCAGUGCGUGUUGUCUACAAAUGGUCCACAUUCGAUUCGCCACUGCCACCGGACGAUGACGCAGACAUUGCGGAUGCGGAUGCGGAUUUAAUGGACGACUCGUCGACCUCGACACUACACCAGCGAAACUCAUUCGCCAGUCGUGGUUCACGUCAAUCCACGCCGCUUAAGACCGCACAGCAACACAAUCGACGUUGGCAGCAAGCGGCACACGAAAGCUUUCGUUCGACAACCUCAUCAACCAAUGCUGAUCUCGGUGGUGGUGAUUCCGCAUUCAGCGGUUCGAAUGCGUCCAAACAACGCCAACGACCGUAUCAACGUCAGACUCAGACCACAAGCGGCAAUGGUACGCACACAACGGGCACUCCGCUUUACGGUACACGUUGCCGUAGUACAUGCAACAUUGUCGUCUCAGCCGUUGCAGAUUUUUUACCCACCAACAGUGCAGCGGGCGAUGCUUCCACCGGAGCGGGUGAAACGGCGGCUUACGCGAGUAGUGGUUGCGGCUUAGGCGGUGCAACGACACAUGUCAUGGCUACAGCGACGGAUCUUAUACCGGAAGAAGAGCCGGAUCCAUUUGUAUUCAAUACAACGGCGUCGUAUACUGUCUUACCUCAGCGGUCCAUCGAUUCCACGAUGUCUGCAGGUUCGAAAAAUCUCAACACAUUUGGUAAAAUGUUAGCACUUCGUGAUGCUUUCUCACAGACAAGCGAUACGGAGACUAAAUAUUUUGAAGAGCAACGUGAACGUCGUGAAUAUGAGCGACGUCGUUACACUAACAGUCGUAGUCCGUUAGAACGACGAACUACGACGCAGCAACAACCUCAACAGCAGAAAGAGCGUAAGUCUUAUGAACAGCGUCGUGCCACAACAGAAGGACUACUUCAGACGCCUUCAAGCCAUAUUGGCGGCGGCGAUUCCUAUGUGGACGAGGCAAACUCCUAUAUGCCUUCGUUUCUAACCUCACCAUCGCACACAUUCAAGUCUGCCUCAAUGCCGCGCAUACCAACCAUGCCAGAACAAGCACGUGCCCAACAGCUACAGCAGCAACAAACACUCGCAUCCAAACAGAAGUCCAAUUCGAGCGAACCGUUGAAGAAACCGCGUACCGUACAUAUUGACGUCUAUUGCACGGGCUCCGAGGAUGAAGACGAUGAUGGGGAUGGCGGAGAGGAUGAGGGUGAUCAUGCCGAUGCUGAGGCCAGUUCGGAUGCUUCGCACGAUGAGGAGGAUGAUGCGAGUAAGCGUUUUGAUUUGGAGUCGAAUUCCACGCCUCAAACUGUCUUCGACAAUGAACAACUGGUUUUGAAACAUAAACGCAUUACUGGACAAGCGUUACCGCGUCGCUUACAACAACAGCAACCGCAAUCAGCUUCAAAAGGCGCCGAAGCACACGCCACCCACAAUCAGCAGAGACAACAAGCAGGCGAUUUGAGCAUUGGUCAUGCGAUAACCAAGUCAAGCACCGCAGAGGAGGUGUCUGAGUCAAAGCAAUUACUCUUUCGCAAACAUAUUGGCGAUCAACGUGCCGCGAAGUUGGCAGCUCUACGCCAAAAAUAUAUGCGUCAACCCAGUGAUGAUGCCAUCAGCUCUAAUUACCCGAACUCAUCGCGUUCGACGGUGCGUGACGCUACUUGCAGCAGCAUUGCUUCGAGCGUAGUGACCGCCGAGUAUGCGGAUUCUUCGUGGAAAGAAACAGAGGAUCAAGAAGAAAUUAAUUCGCUGGCGAAGUCAGAUAGUUUUGAGUAUGAGAACACCACAGAUCGGUUGCGCAUAAAACAGAUGGAACGUUUCUGGUCACGUACAUCGUCUAUGGAUGAUGGAUCUAGUGGGCAGCGUCAAAUGUCUUCGGCUUCACCCGUACGCGGGCACAUGCAAGGCGCCUUCUUGCAGCCCAUAUCCGAAGUGAGCUCGCAACGUAACUCACCGUACACUAAAGGGUUCUUGCGCAACGACACUUUACCCUCGGAAUCGGAAGUCUUUUCGGAGACAUCCGACAACUACUACACCACCUAUCCCGGUGCGACGCCUCCUCAACGUGCCACGCCCACUUAUCUACAGCAGACGUCACAUUUUCCACGCAAUCGCCCAGGAUUCUUGCAAUUUUUCGGCCCUUCUGCCUCACCCAGCCCCCAAAACCAAAUGCAUCCUCACAUUUCAUCGGAAUCGCCAACACCAGCUGUAACCACAACAGCUGCUGCACGCACCAUGGUCUCGCCACCACAUGCGCAACUAGUUUAUCCUGGUUAUCAACCACAUUUGCAACGUUGGAAAAGCGAGACGCGUGACAAUCUUUCAACUCACGGCACUGCAUCGCCAGUCGAUCGCAGCAGUUGCGGCGCUGUCUCACCACCGCCGUCAUCGACACAUGGACUCUCGCCCUCAUUUCAGCGUAGUGGCAGUGAGGCGCCACCAGCGACCACCUCAGCUGCGACAUUCCAUCAGUCGCCCAUGAUUGCGCGUCGUUUUGAAAUGAAACACGAAAGUCCAGCUAUUAGCGAAGCCUCUACCACCUACUCCGGCUACACGGCCGAAUACCUGCUGAAAGCGAAAAAGUUUGGACCGGUAGUGAGUACAGCACGGAAGCCGGGUCAUCACGUUGGACCAACAAAGAAUCCAAAUUGUGCUUGUGAGAGCUGUCAGCGUUGGCUGGCCGAGCGGUUUCAGGUGCGUAGUCGUGCAUUUUCGCUAGGAGAGCGUCCAAUAUUGCGACGUCCCACUUGAGGGAGAGGGAGCCAGCGGACGAAUGAAUAAUAAAUGAAUGAAGAUACACUGCCAUAACUUAGUUAAAGGAAUAUAGAGUUUAGUUCGAGCUAAAUUUGUCCGUAUCCAAUAAUGAAAAUGCAUUUAUGUUACAUAAAUGAUUAUAAAUAAAGAUAGAUACAUAUAUAAUAUAUAUAUAUAUGUAUUUAUAUAUAUACGAUUAGGUCUGGAUGUAGUAUAUAUAAUGUUGUUGUUGUUUCUGUCUGUGUAAAAUACUUAAGCAGCCAUCUCAAAUACUUCUUACAUACAUAUCCACUUCCCUAAGAGCCGAUUUAAUUAAAAAAAAAUUUAUUUUGCUUGUAUCCAUAAUUUAAAGUAAAAUUUCUAUGAAACUAAUUUUUGUAUGAAUGUUAAAAGGUAAAAAGUAGAGAGACUUAUCUCUGCAUCUAACAUACAGGGUGCACCAUCUGGGCCUUCGGUACUUCAACAUUGAUUAACUCUGUCGGUUGUUAGUCGAUUUUCAUUAAAUGCCAUUUUAACCAUGAGCCAAUACACCCCGAAUGAACGCGUUGAAAGCGUAGCGCUUAACUUCGAAAACAAUCGUUCAAUUGUGAAAACAGCACGUGUCUAUCGUUUGAAGCUCAUUUCACCCUCUCCGGCGGAGUCAAUAAACAAAGCUGUGGAUGGCCGCCUCGUUUUCCAGAUUUAACUGUACCGAACUUUUUUUUCUUUGGAACUAUUUAAAAAGUAAAGUUUAUGCCGACUAACUAAAAGGUACACACGAGGCGAAAUAGCUCAGUGAAACGCCUGAAAAGCUGGCCAAUAUUAAGCAGAUUGCGGGAAAAGGAGCUACUUUUUGUGUAUCGAAUGAAGGUGGUCAUUUAAUCGUCGUUGUGUACUGAAACCAAUUCGAAAUAAAUGGCAAAGUAUAUUAAAAGUAUAUAUCAGAGUUCCUUAAUGUUGAAAUAUCGAACGUCUAGAUGGCGUGCGCUGUACAUAUACUCGUAUGUACUUAAGCGCUUAUGUAGAAACCAACUGUUCCUCAAUUACCCCAGCUGAAUUGUAAAAAUGUCCAAAAAUGAAUAAAAUCUUUAUAUAAAAUACAAAA
Messenger RNA from Ceratitis capitata (Mediterranean fruit fly), 5148 nucleotides. RefSeq lists its product as uncharacterized. Bases 1116 to 4061 code for a protein of 981 amino acids. Lineage: Eukaryota; Metazoa; Arthropoda; Insecta; Diptera; Tephritidae. The transcript has 5 exons. The record is from RefSeq and is a predicted model, not a curated record.